Molecule: messenger RNA, 2683 nt
Organism: Drosophila subpulchrella
Lineage: Eukaryota; Metazoa; Arthropoda; Insecta; Diptera; Drosophilidae
Gene: Vha100-4
Product: V-type proton ATPase 116 kDa subunit a1
Exons: 4
Coding region: 82-2616 (844 amino acids)
Biological process (GO): proton transmembrane transport; vacuolar acidification
Cellular component (GO): vacuolar proton-transporting V-type ATPase complex; plasma membrane; vacuolar proton-transporting V-type ATPase, V0 domain
Molecular function (GO): ATPase binding; proton-transporting ATPase activity, rotational mechanism
Source: RefSeq, a predicted model, not a curated record
AGUUCGUCAGCGGCGCUCCAAAAGUAAGGAGCCCACUCCGGAAUUUUUUAACCCAGGAAAGGAGCAACAGGAUCAGCAACCAUGUCAAAGUGGUGGAGCUGCGGCUCCAAUCAGGAGAGCAAUAGCAUUUUCCGCAGCGAGGUGAUGUCCUUGGUGCAGAUGUAUCUGCAGCCAGAGGCAGCCUACGAUACGAUUGCUGCUCUGGGCGAAGUGGGAGUUGUCCAGUUUCGUGACCUUAACGAGAAAGUGAAUGCCCAACAGCGAAAAUUCGUCGGAGAAGUAAGACGUUGCGAUGAACUGGAGCGGCGAAUCCGCUACGUGACCGCCGAGCUGAACAAGGAGGGUCACAAGGUGCUCGACCUUAUGGACGACUUCCCGCCGGCUCCGCAGCCGCGUGAGAUCAUCGAUUUGGAGUUGCAUCUGGAAAAGACGGAGACCGAGAUCAUGGAGCUGGCUGCCAACAAUGUGAACCUGCAGACCAGCUACCUUGAGCUUAGCGAGAUGAUCCAAGUGCUGGAGCGCACCGAUCAGUUCUUCUCGGACCAGGAGUCACACAACUUCGAUGUGAACAAGAAGGGCACCCACCGCGAUCCCGAGCAGUCCAAUGGCCACCUGGGAUUCGUGGCGGGAGUGAUCAGCCGGGAGCGGGAGUACGCCUUCGAGCGGAUGCUGUGGCGUAUAUCUCGCGGCAAUGUCUUCGUUCGUCGCUGCGAUGUGGAUGUUGCCCUGACUGAUCCCAAGACGGGAAGUGUUCUCCACAAGAGCGUGUUCGUGGUCUUCUUCCAGGGCGAUCAGCUGCAGUCCAGGAUCCGAAAGGUGUGCACUGGCUUCCAUGCCCACAUGUAUCCGUGUCCUAGUUCGCAUUCUGAGCGACAGGAGAUGGUCAAGAACGUGAAGACCCGCCUGGAGGAUCUCCAGGCAAUCAUUAACCAGACGAGUGACCAUAGAACAUGCGUCCUGCAGGCUGCCAUGAAGCAGCUGCCCACUUGGAGUGCCAUGAUCAAGAAGAUGAAGGGCAUCUACCACACGCUGAAUCUGUUCAACGUUGAUCUGGGCAGCAAGUGCCUGAUUGGCGAGGGAUGGGUGCCCAAGAGGGAGCUGGAGCUGGUGGAGGUGGCUCUCGCAGCGGGCUCAGCCAGUGUGGGCAGCACUGUGCCCUCGUUUAUCAACGUGCUGGACACCAAGAAGGAACCGCCGACCCAUUUCCGAACAAACAAGUUCACCCGGGGCUUCCAGAAUCUGAUUGAUGCGUACGGAAUUUCUGGCUACCGGGAGGUGAAUCCGGGUCUAUACACCUGCAUCACCUUCCCCUUCCUCUUCGCCGUGAUGUUUGGAGAUAUGGGCCACGGAACUAUUCUCUUCCUCCUGGGUCUGUGGAUGGUUAUUGACGAGAAGCGGCUGCAGAAGAAGCGAGGUGGUGAGAUCUGGACCAUCUUCUUCGCCGGACGAUACAUUAUCAUGCUGAUGGGUCUGUUCGCCAUGUACACGGGCUUUCACUACAACGACAUAUUCUCCAAAUCGAUCAACGUCUUCGGCACUCGUUGGGUCAAUGUGUAUAAUCGAACCACUGUGCUGACCAAUCCCACUUUAACGCUUAAUCCCUCGGUAGCCACGCGCGGGGUUUACCCCAUGGGUAUCGAUCCCAUCUGGCAGUCGGCCUCCAACAAGAUUAUCUUCCUGAACACUUACAAGAUGAAGCUGUCCAUCAUCUUCGGAGUGCUGCACAUGGUCUUUGGUGUUUGCAUGUCGGUGGAGAACUUUGUGUUCUUCAAGAAGUACGCCUACAUUAUCCUACAGUUCGUGCCACAGGUCCUCUUCCUGCUGCUCAUGUUCGGCUACAUGUGCUUCAUGAUGUUCUACAAGUGGGUCAAGUAUAGUCCCACCACCGACGUGGAGGCUAAUACUCCCGGAUGUGCGCCCUCGGUGCUGAUCAUGUUCAUUGACAUGGUUCUCUUCAAGUCGGAGACGGCCACGCCGGGCUGCGAAGUUAAUAUGUUCCCCAUUCAGAAAACUCUCGAGAUGAUUUUCCUAGUGGUGGCCGUUCUCUGCAUCCCAUGGAUCCUGCUCGGAAAGCCUUUGUAUAUCAAGUUCCAGCGCCGAAACAGGGCCGUUGGCCCCGAAGUGGAGGUGGACGAGAUCGUGGAGAAGAUCGAGGUUACAACAGGCAAGGAGAUCAUUAUUACAGAAGUACAAGAGUCUCACGAGUCCGGCGGACACAGCGAGGAGGACGACGAGCCCAUGAGCGAAAUCUGGAUCCACCAGGCCAUCCAUACAAUUGAGUACAUCCUCAGUACCAUCUCCCACACGGCUUCCUAUCUUCGUCUCUGGGCCUUGUCCUUGGCUCAUGCCCAGCUCUCAGAGGUGCUUUGGACCAUGGUGCUGUCGUUGGGACUGCAGAUGAACGGCUAUGUGGGCGCUAUUGGCCUGUUCUUCAUCUUUGCCGUCUGGGAGUUCUUCACCAUCGCCAUCAUGGUGAUGAUGGAGGGUCUGUCCGCCUUCCUGCACACUUUGCGUCUGCACUGGGUGGAGUUCAUGAGCAAGUUCUACGCUGGAACCGGCUAUCCGUUCACACCCUUCUGCUUUAGGGACAUUUUGAUCGUCGUCGAGGAUGAUUAGAAGCACAUGGGAAGACCUUAGCUGGUCACUCAUAUUUAAUAGUUAAAUAAAGAAGCAUCACAAAUUA